Camelus dromedarius (Arabian camel) is the source of this 456-nucleotide messenger RNA. RefSeq names its product transmembrane protein 239 (gene TMEM239). Bases 1 to 456 code for a protein of 151 amino acids. Lineage: Eukaryota; Metazoa; Chordata; Mammalia; Artiodactyla; Camelidae. The record is from RefSeq and is a predicted model, not a curated record. The transcript has a single exon.
AUGCAGCAGCUGCGAGUGGAGACAGAUGCCAUCGGGGCCGGCGAGGGGCCACAGCGUGCAGUGCCCUGGUCGACCUGGGUCACACGGGAUGUCUGGGUGCGCUGGUGCAUGUGCCACAUGCCCCCUCGCUUGACCCAGUGGUGGACCACAUCGGGCUGGCGGCAACCGCUGCAGCGUGUGCUGUGGGGUCUGGAGGGGAUCCUCUACCUGCUGCUGGCACUGAUGCUGUGCCACGCGCUCUUCACCACCGGCUCCCACCUACUGAGCUCCUUGUGGCCCGUGGUGGCUGCAGUGUGGCGCCAUCUGCUACCGGCUGUCCUGCUGCUGGUGCUCAGUGCCCUCCCCGCCCUGCUCUUCAUGGCCUCCUUCCUGCUGCUUUUCUCCACACUGCUGAGCCUCGUGGGCCUCCUCACCUCCAUGUCUCACCCAGGCCACGCUGAGGACUUGGACCAAUAG